Cyclopterus lumpus (lumpfish) is the source of this 999-nucleotide messenger RNA. RefSeq names its product retinaldehyde-binding protein 1-like. The record is from RefSeq and is a predicted model, not a curated record. The transcript has 7 exons. Bases 1 to 999 code for a protein of 332 amino acids. NCBI's taxonomy places the organism in Eukaryota, Metazoa, Chordata, Actinopteri, Perciformes, Cyclopteridae. Gene Ontology annotation, molecular function: phosphatidylinositol bisphosphate binding. Gene Ontology annotation, cellular component: membrane.
AUGGCUGCUGUAAGUCUGACUCCAGAGAAAGCACUCAAGGAAAAAAAGAAGCUUCUCUUCCUUAUUCAGACUGGAUCUUUCCGUAUGGUGUCAGAGGAGGAGCAGGCCAUGAGGUCCAAGCUGGAGCAUUUGACAGUGAAGGAUCAUGGGCCGGUGUUCGGGCCGUGCCACAAACUGCCCGGACACACCGUGCAAAAGGCAAAGGAUGAGCUGACUGAGACGGUUGAGAGGCGGGCGUCGGCCCUGAAGGAGCUGCGCACCCUGAUGAAGGAGAGAGCGGCGGAGGGAGACGACCUGCUCAAGCUGGUGCUGGAGCACUUUGGAGACCAACCGGACUCUCUGAUACUUCGCUUCCUCAGAGCUCGCAAGUUCGAAGUCGUCAGAGCCCACGAGCUCAUGAAGGGUUAUGUGCGCUUCAGGAAGGAGUAUCCCGAGCUGUUUGAGAACAUGACCCCGGAGGCCGUCCGCAGCACCAUCGAGGCCGGUUACCCCGUGGUUCUGCCCAGCAGGGACAAGUACGGCCGCGUCGUGCUGCUCUUCAACAUCGAGAACUGGGACCUGGAGGAGAUCACAUUCGAUGAGAUCUUAAGAGCUUACUGUGUGAUCCUGGAGAAGUUGCUGGAGAAUGAAGAAACCCAGAUCAAUGGCUUUGUCCUAAUUGAGAAUUUCAAGGGCUUCACCAUGCAGCACGCCUCGGGGAUAAAGCCGGCCGAGCUCAAGAAGAUGGUGGACAUGCUGCAGGACUCGUUCCCCGCCCGUUUCAAGGCGGUCCACGUGACCCACCAGCCCUGGUACUUCACCACGACAUACAACGUGGUCAAACCCUUCAUGAAGAGCAAGCUGCUGGAGAGGGUCUUCGUCCACGGCGACGAGCUGAACAACUACUUCAAAGAAUUUGACGCGGACAUCCUGCCGGCAGAUUUCGACGGGAAAGCCUCUGCUGCGGACUGCCAGGCCAUCGCCACCAAGCUCUUUGGCUCCGAAGACACUGCGCUCUGA